AUGACGGCCACAUAUAAAACCAAAGUCAGGGUGGCUCAGCAGUGCCAGCAAGUAGUGCAGCUGAAGCAGACCUACCAAGUGGAGACCAUGAAGCUGUUCCAUGACUGCGACGUCCCUGAACGGCCACCAACCAGAAACACCCCAUCUAUGAGCACAGACUGGAACGUACUACCAUUUGCAUAUCCAGAAAAUGAACAGAAUCAGCAGAAAAGCAAAACAAUUAAUGAGAUUCUUAGGUUUAGCCUGAAGCAGCAGAAGGAAGAUGAGAUCACAAACAAUUCGGGCUUUGUUACUGUUGUAGUUAGCCGAUGUUUGGAAGCUGCCAGCAUGUGGAACUCUGUAGUUUGUGGCAUCAGGCAUACCCAUAAUUCACUUCAACCACACAUGUGGAUUGAUAUUGAUGGAUACAUUAUUGAUAAUACAUAUAUAAAAGACUUUCCAGCGGAGAACUUGAUGUUUCUGUGCGAGAACACACCAAAAUGUUAUGACAGGUGUGAUUUUUCUCAUCUGAAGGCAUAUGAGGCGAUUCCAAAGCAGCAGUCUGCAGCAGACACGAUGAAGGCAGCCGGUAUUAUCCCUAGAAAGCGUAUAGAUUUUUAUGACUACAAACCUGAUCAAGCUUUGGCCAUAGGCUUAAAUAGGGAGCAGUCAUUUAAUUAUUAUUUUGCUAUGAUAAGAUAUAUGUACGACAAGUUUGGAGUGUCAGUUGCUGGUAUUGAUCCAAAGAUUCGAUCAGUAUGCUGGUGGUGUGGUUGCUACCCUAGAGCCGGCAAGCCUUUCUUGUCAGAUAUUCAGAUUCCAGAUGAGGAUGUAUCAAAUAUUCCACCAAACAUAAAUGUGAGUUUUCCACGUUUUAAAGAGACUGAUUCUCCUUCAAAAGUAACUUGGAAAUUUCCACACUGUAGUCGGUGUACUGUAGCACAAUACUGCAGCCCAGAAUGUCAGAAAACUGAUUGGCUAGAAAAUCAUGCGAUCAAUUGUUUUUCCAGAGGUUCAAUGUAUUUACCUCCUUUUGGGGACGUUCCUUUAACAUUCGAUCCUAUGUACUGA
This is a messenger RNA of Candidula unifasciata, 1050 nucleotides long. The record is from the annotation of a GenBank genome assembly. Lineage: Eukaryota; Metazoa; Mollusca; Gastropoda; Stylommatophora; Geomitridae.